UAUCUAAUAUGUUGUCAUCACAUCGUUUACACUUUACUUUAACGGAACAGACACAUAUACCAUACGUACAGGUAUACAUUACUAAAUGUAUAUACUUUGCCACAUGGUAACAUAGAACAAUGACCAACGUAUCGCAUUUACCUGCGCAACACUGUACCGUGACGUCAGCAGAUGUAAAUUUGUAAACAACACGGAACUAAAAAAACGUUUUGAGGAAUAAAACUCGUUUUUGCAACUGUUAUUCGUAGGUAAAUCAAAGUUUUUGUUAUUGAUAUCUGGUAUACUUGCUGAUUUGUCGUAAGGAUGGUUGAAUCCGACGAAGAAUUGAUUUUGGACGAGAAUUUGAGGGACAAAACACGAGAAGGUUUCAAGGACAAUUGUGUCAACGGUCUUGGGAUCACCCACAUCGUGUUUGGCGUGUUGUCAUUAUGUCUUGGUAUAUCGGCAGCAGUGUACGCGGCUUGUGCAUCGGGGUUUUACAGAUGGCCGAGAUAUUACAGCUAUUUCCACGUUGCUUACGUAUGCAGCGGGGUAUGGUGUGGUUUAAUGUCAAUCACGGUCGGAAUCAUCAGUAUUUUUGCCGCAAGAAGGAAAACAACAUGUAUGAUCGUAUGUUUGAUGGCAAUCGCAACCGUGGCAACGAUAUUUGCCAUCGCACAAGUGACACUCGCUGUGUUUGGAGCGAUCUUCUCCGUGACCCCUCGAGUGUACGUUCCUGGAUACCACCCGUAUGAUAUAUACAACAACAAUGAUCUCAACAACGAUUACAACAAUGGUUAUAACGAUUUUAAUGAUGAAUCUGUUGAUUAUGAAACGACAACCGUGAGAACGACAACCUUAUCCACUCCACCCAUCACACCUCCCCUAUCACCCUUUCCUGGUCUCACUAUCAUUCAUUGUCUCAUUGGCUUACUUGGUUUGGUGGAAUUUGUGUUAUUUAUUGUGUCUGCUGCACUGACAUGCAAUACAACUUGUUGCAGAAAAAUGAGCACAGAAUUCUACCAAAGCUUCGUACGUGUUCAACCCCAGAUCCAAUUGAACAACAUUCCCCAACCAACAGGUGCAGACGGUCAGUUGUGCUUCAUUCAACAGCCAAAUGGAACCAUCGUCCCAAUGCAACAAAAUGCCAUGCAAGCACAAGUUAUAAUGCCACAAAACAUUAUGCCCCGGCAAGUUAUAAUACCACAACAAAACAUCAUGCCACAACAAAACGCCAUGCCACAACAAAACGCCAUGCCACAACAAAACGCCAUGCCACAACAAAACGCCAUGCCACAACAAAACGCCAUGCCACAACAAAACGCCAUGCCACAACAAAACGCCAUGCCACAACAAAACGCCAUGCCACAACAAAACGCCAUGCCACCACAAAACGCCAUGCCACAACAAAACGCCAUGCCACAACAAAACGCCAUGCCACAAAUCCUUGAAGCAGCCCAGGGUGAUAAAGACACGGACCUGCUGGUGGUAAUUUAGAAUCUUCAAUGAUCCCUGCGAUGUAAAUAAGCUUACACGCGCCUUCUGUUGUACAUAUGCAACUCUGCAUAACUAACCCCACAUUCUUCAUUCAGCAGAAUGACGAUUAAUAAACCAGUUCUGGAUUUCAAUUAGAACCCAGCAUUGCGCCAUUCCAAAAGGUCGAUAACUAUUUCAAGUUGACUGGCACGGCGUUCUAGUAGUUGAGAUACUUUGAACCCAGCUUGCGAUAUUGUGAAUUUCUUUGUUAUCUGAAUUACCUUACAAUUUCAACCAUGGUUAAAACAAUAGACAUACAAUGCACAUUAUUAUCAUUAUACACAACUUCUGUAAUGUUUUAUUCUAUUUCACACUUUCCACAGCAAUUUAGUUAUUUGUACGAAUAAAAACUGUAACAUAA
Molecule: messenger RNA, 1876 nt
Organism: Ciona intestinalis (vase tunicate)
Lineage: Eukaryota; Metazoa; Chordata; Ascidiacea; Phlebobranchia; Cionidae
Source: RefSeq, a predicted model, not a curated record